AUGGAGCGUGCACUCUGGAGCCGCAUCGAUGUCGCGCAGCUGGACCGGGCUCUGCCUCCUUCGCUGCCCCGGCCGUGGCUCAACGAGACAGGCGACUUAGGAGCCGCCAAGUGUGCUGAUCAGGAAGCUUACGAGGUCGCUUGCAUGGAGCUCGCCGCCUUCCUCGCGUGGCUCAUUGCGCAGGCGCGCGCUCGCCGUGCCACGGAGGUCUUGGCCGACAUGAAGAGCAGGCGCGGCUUGCUGGCAGAGGUGGCGACUUCCUGGAUGCGACUUCCCGACGACGCAAAGAUGGACUGGAUACCUUCGGACCAUCAUGCCUUCCUCGCCGAUGUGCUCACCUCGAGCCCUCUGCAGGAGAGCUGGCUGCCCAAGCGGCGACUGCGCCGCAAAACCUGCAACAGCCAGGUCUUGGCGCCGGCGAUGCCCUCCAAGGACGAUGAUGUUCUGGGCAGAGCUUGA
Symbiodinium sp. CCMP2456 is the source of this 459-nucleotide messenger RNA. The record is from the annotation of a GenBank genome assembly. NCBI's taxonomy places the organism in Eukaryota, Dinophyceae, Suessiales, Symbiodiniaceae.